AUGAAUGGAGAUUACUAUGAACAAUGGUUUAAAAAUAAAUUGCUGCCAAACCUUGACCCCAACAGUAUUAUAGUUAUCGACAAUGCUUCAUACCACAGUGUUUUUGUGGAAAACAUUCCCAACACUUCCACCAAAAAAGAUGACAUUCGACGAUGGCUGACAUCAAAAAAUAUCGCUUGGAACUCGGAUAUGCUGAAAGCUGAACUUUUGAAUCUUGUACAAAAUGUCCGCAGCAAGUAUGAGGAGUACCGGGUUGAUAGGAUAGCGGCUCUUCAUGGUCAUACUGUUUUGCGACUUCCCCCUUAUCACUGUGAGCUGAAUCCCAUUGAAAACAUAUGGAGUGUUGUCAAAGGGAAGGUGGCAGCAGAAAACAGAACAUUUAAAGAAAAAGAAGUGGAAGAGCUGACAAAAAAAGCUAUUGAUAAUAUCUCAGAUGAAACGUGGAAGAACUGCGUUGGCCACAUUAUUAAAGAAGAAGAACUAAUGUGGGAACUUGAUGGAAUGUGCGAUACUGCUGUUGAUAACUUGAUAAUUCAUUUUGAUCCCGAUUCGACCGACACUGCUUCUGAAGGAAUGCUUAGUACAGAAGAAGUCAUGUCAUCCUAA
Molecule: messenger RNA, 606 nt
Organism: Uloborus diversus
Lineage: Eukaryota; Metazoa; Arthropoda; Arachnida; Araneae; Uloboridae
Exons: 1
Coding region: 1-606 (201 amino acids)
Molecular function (GO): nucleic acid binding
Source: RefSeq, a predicted model, not a curated record